This is a messenger RNA of Didymodactylos carnosus, 1821 nucleotides long. The record is from the annotation of a GenBank genome assembly. NCBI's taxonomy places the organism in Eukaryota, Metazoa, Rotifera, Eurotatoria, Philodinida, Philodinidae.
AUGUCUGAUUAUUCAUCGGCGUUCACUCAUUGUGAAACGGGUAAUUUAUACUCGUUAAAGUCUUUAAUUGAUCAUGUUGAUGCUCAACGACUAGGUGAAAUCAAAGAUAAACAUCGUGCAUCUCUAUUACACUAUGCAGCAAGGCACGGUCAAACUGAUAUUUUACAAUAUUUGAUUGAACAUAAAAAAAUGGAUGCUAAUUUGAAAUCGGAGAACGGAGCCACAGCUGCACAUGAUGCUUCUGUUUGUGAUCGAUUGGAAGCACUAGAAUAUCUAUUCCAUCAAACAGAAUUAAAAUCGAAUGUUCGAGAUGAAAGAGGCGAUUCACCUUUACAUUUAGCUGCUUGGUAUGGUUCGUAUCCAUCGUUAAAGUUUAUGUUAGAAGAUCAGCGUGCUGACGCUCAUAUUCGUUCCUACGAUGGAUCCUUUCCAUUGCAUUACGCAUCGUCCCAUGGUCACAGUGAAUGCGUUAAAUUAUUACUGAAAGUUGCUCCGGACACUGUCAAUGGUCAAACAAUUGCAGGUUUAACACCUCUCUACUUAGCAUGUCAUAUGAAUCAUUUGGAAGUGAUUAAAAUUCUAAUUAGUCGUGGAGCAAAUAUUCGACUUAAAGAUGAAGAUGGACUCAAUUGUUUACAUGCAGCAUGUCGAAAUGCGACGACAGAGGUUGUAGGAUGGCUGCUCGAAAAACAAAAUGCCAAUGUAAAUGAUUGUGAUUAUUCAAAUUAUACACCUCUUCAUUAUGCAGCUAGUAGUCAACAUGAAUCACUAAUCACUUAUUUGUUAAAUCGGGGUGCAAGAAUACAAGCCGCAAGUAAUGGAAAUACACCCUUGCAUGUGGCUGCUGAAUAUGGCAGAAACGGAUCGUGUGCAUUAUUAAUUGAAGCUGGUUGUUCUCCAUUAGAUCAAAAUGUGCAACAUUUGAAGCCAUCUGAUUUAGCUCAACAAAACGGGUUUACUGAUCUUUCAAAUGAAUUGAAAUUACGUGAACGAUCACUCAUUCAUAAAGCUCUCCCGGGAUCAAAUAUUACAUCAGUCACAUCCGUCAAUGACUCUGUGACACAACAUCCAAAGACUUCUGUGGUAAGAUUAGUUGUAAGAAAAAAAAAUGUCAAACGAGCCGAUGUCUCAUUACAAGUGAGUGAAAAUGAAAUAGUCAAUGAGAUAAGACAACAAUCAUCGACACCAUCUGUUGAAAAUGAUACAAAUCGUCGUCGAACUCGACCAUUUGCACAAGAAUUACAAGCAAAAGUUCUAGAGCACGAAGCAAAUAGUCGACGAGAACCUAAUAAUUCCGAUAUAAAUCAAAAUUUUAAUUCAUCUCAUGAUUCAAGUCAACUUUUACAUAGUUUAAAUUCAAUAAAUCAGCGAAAUCAGGCCGGUAAAACUCGGGCAAAAUUACCUCAUGACGUUUACGGACCGUGGAUGAAAAAUUUAGAUCCUGACACAUUUAAAGAGCAAUUAAACACCGUUCAUGCUGGUCUCAGAAAAGUUCGACGAAAUAGUUUAGUUCAACAAGAAAAAUAUAAUAGUGACGAUGUCCAUGUGUCAUCUGCUGAAAAUGAAUAUACUCUGGUUGAUACAAGUAAUAGUGAAAAUAAUGAUAAUACACCAGUUAUUGAAGAAUCGAUACGUGGCAAAGAAUUUUUGAAUAAUCAAAAUAAAUUAACAUCAAAAACUGAAAGUUUUCAAUCGAAAUCAGGCCAAAAUACUAUAAAUUCUGGUCCAAAACAUAACCAAUUUACAGGCGAUAAAACAAACAUAACAAUGCCUCAAUGGCAAAAAGAAUUAAUUGAACGAAAAAAAGGAAUUAAAGCUUGA